Caenorhabditis briggsae is the source of this 444-nucleotide messenger RNA. RefSeq names its product Protein CBR-RPL-25.1 (gene Cbr-rpl-25.1). Bases 1 to 444 code for a protein of 147 amino acids. Gene Ontology annotation, biological process: translation; ribosomal large subunit assembly. The record is from RefSeq and is a predicted model, not a curated record. The transcript is spliced from 3 exons. NCBI's taxonomy places the organism in Eukaryota, Metazoa, Nematoda, Chromadorea, Rhabditida, Rhabditidae. Gene Ontology annotation, molecular function: structural constituent of ribosome; rRNA binding. Gene Ontology annotation, cellular component: ribosome; cytosolic large ribosomal subunit.
AUGGCUCCAAGCGCUCAAGCUAAGACCGCCAAGGCUCUCGACGCCAAGAAGAAGGUCGCCAAGGGACAACGCACCUCCCACAAGCGUCAAGUCCGCACCUCCGUCCACUUCCGUCGCCCAGUCACCUUGAAGACUGCCCGUCAGGCUCGUUUCCCACGCAAGUCGGCUCCAAAGGCCUCCAAGAUGGACCACUACCGCAUCAUCCAACACCCAUUGACGACUGAGUCGGCCAUGAAGAAGAUCGAAGAGCACAACACUCUUGUCUUCAUCGUCAACAACGACGCCAACAAGUACCAGAUCAAGGAUGCCGUCCACAAGCUCUAUAACGUCCAGGCCCUCAAGGUCAACACUCUCAUCACCCCACUCCAACAGAAGAAGGCCUACGUCCGCCUCACCGCUGACUACGAUGCCCUCGACGUCGCCAACAAGAUUGGAGUCAUCUAA